Molecule: messenger RNA, 555 nt
Organism: Penicillium verhagenii
Lineage: Eukaryota; Fungi; Ascomycota; Eurotiomycetes; Eurotiales; Aspergillaceae
Exons: 4
Coding region: 1-555 (184 amino acids)
Source: RefSeq, a predicted model, not a curated record
AUGUCCUAUCUACCUCCAGGAUGGACUCUGGAACGGCUUCAAACUGCGACUGUGGAUGAUCUACGCCAAAUACCGGAAGAUCAAAUCCGUGAAAUCGACCCUGAUUCAAUUCCCAUCGACAACGUUGAAGUCCGCAUUGUGAUCGGCCGUGCUGUUCACAAUGAACACCGACGAAAAGUGCGGGAAGCCAAAGGCCUGCCACCUGCUCCCGGGAGACCGCUCUUCGAAAAGAAUGACGAUCCAGUUGUGGAGGUAGUAGAAAGGGGAGGAUUCGAUGACUUUGGAUUCAUCACCUUUCGAACCGAUUAUUCCGAUGAAACCCGGUGGGAGCAGUGGCAAAAAGAGAGUAUACGCAUUAUAGAUGCCUCGAUCACGGAGGCUAGUGGGGGUGAGAAAAUCGAAGAUAAAUGCUUGAUGCCAAGCUAUGAGGGUGAGGAUGUAGAUGGGGCCACUCAUCAACAAAUUGUGGAGGCAUAUUUCUGGUACCGGGAGGCUGAGGGGGUGCCCCCCGGACUUGAUAACGCCUUGGAUUUGGGCCUUGGACUUGUCAUUUGA